This is a messenger RNA of Phyllotreta striolata, 846 nucleotides long. Lineage: Eukaryota; Metazoa; Arthropoda; Insecta; Coleoptera; Chrysomelidae. The record is from the annotation of a GenBank genome assembly.
UACUGACAGUCAAUUUGGUUUAGUUAGGAAUUUAGAUUCUUCAGGCUGUAAUAUCGAAAAGUACAAUAAUUACUGCAGUAUUAAAACCACUUCGUAUUCAUUAAACUGUGAGGAUUGUAGUGGAUGUAUAUUAAAUAUAAUUAACAAACCGACGUUACACAAAAGAGUCUGUGAGUCGCCAUUCAUUUGUCAUAAUUGCAAGAAACCGUUUGAACAACUGCAAAAUCUUAGAAAGCACGUAUUGAGUCAUGUGAAGCCUAGAAAGUGUAAGAUAUGCAACAAGCAAUUUCGUGAUUUGAAUGUCUUGACAAUACAUUUACGCAAACACUCUAAAACAAGUCCAUUUAAGUGCCACAUUUGUGACAAGUCUUUCAGGCAGAAUUAUAACUUAAAACAACAUAUUGAUAAGCACUUGGGGUUGUCCAAUGUUACUUGCAGAUAUUGCAAUAAGACUUUCUCUACAAAAUAUAAUGCCAAUAUUCAUAUGAAAAAUGUGCAUAAUCAUAAUGAAAAAUCCAACAUCGUUGAUGACACGAUGUAUUUGAAAAUGGACUCAAAUGAUAAUUAUUAUGGAUCUGUGGAUUCCUCUACAGAAAAAGAUAUUAAAGUAGAGAUCUUUGAAACGGAUGUUAAACAAGAAGGAACAACUUCAGAAGAGUUUUAUGUGAAAACCGAAAUGUUAGAUUCAUGAUUGUGAUCCAAACUGAAAAGAGUUAAGUUUAACUUUAACACAGAAAAUAUUUUUAUUCUAUCGUUGAUAAUGAGAAGUUUAUUAUUAAGUUUUAUGGAUUUAUUAUUUAAAUUACCGAAAAAAAUAAGUGCCUUAUUAAUAAAAAUACAAAAUGG